This is a messenger RNA of Medicago truncatula (barrel medic), 4604 nucleotides long. RefSeq lists its product as uncharacterized. The record is from RefSeq and is a predicted model, not a curated record. Gene Ontology annotation, molecular function: DNA binding. The transcript has 8 exons. Lineage: Eukaryota; Viridiplantae; Streptophyta; Magnoliopsida; Fabales; Fabaceae. Bases 184 to 4161 code for a protein of 1325 amino acids.
UUAAUGAAAUAAAGAAAUAUGCGCACAGUAAUAAUAGUAAUGAAAUCGAAGACUAAUCUUUAUUCUGUCUUCAUAGCUCACACCUUUUCUUCUCCCUCACAAAAAACCAAUAGUCGGAUCCUGCAAUUCAUUCAUUUCUCCAUGAAAUUACUUCUCAAUUAGGCAUAAGCUGCCUUUUUGAAAAUGGGAAAACCAAAGGUUAAAAAAUCUGGAGGAACCAACAAACGGAUUGACAAUGUUACAAAACGCAACUCUAAACAACAAACUCCAGAGAAAGCUGACGAACAUCCUGAAUGGUUGCCUAAUGGCUGGGAUAUCGAAGUUAGAACGCGACAAAGUGGUCCGGCUAUGGGAUCUGCAUAUAAGUGUUACAUUGAUCCAUCAAAUACAUACAAAUUCUACUCCAAACCUGAGGUAUUACGACAUCUUGAAACUAUAAGGGACAGAAAAUGCUCUUCCAAUAAGAAGAAAGGCACUAGCAAGCAUUCUCCAAGCAAGGAGGAGGGGGAACACACUAAGAGUAAGCAGCAUUCUCCAAGCAAGGAGGAAGAGAAAAAGACUAAGAGUAACCAGCAUUCUCCAAGCAAGGAGGAAGAGAAAUGCAUUAACAUGCAUUCUCCAAACAAGGGGGAAGAGAAACACAUCAGCAUGCAUUCUCCAAGCAAGGACGGAGAGAAAUGCACUAACAUGCACUCUCCAAGCAACGUUGCAGGCGAGAAUUCCAUUGUGGAGGAUCUACCACCUGGAUGGAUUAAAGAAGUAAAGAUUCGGAAGCACAGAAGUGGCAUAAAGAAAGAUUGGUUUUAUAUUGAUCCAGUGAGUGGAUAUGUAUUCCAUUCCAAGAAGGAUGUACAACGUUUUCUCAAAUCUGGAGAUAUAGCCAAGUGUGCCAUUAAACCAAGUAGAAGACAAUAUCAAGAUGAAGACAACUCAACUCCUUCACCUGCUGCCAAGAGACAAAAACGAAAGCAGUCUACACCCAUGCAAAAGAUUUUUGUUGCCAAGGAACCAGUUGAAAGCUUAGAAUUGCCCGAUGCUAACAACUCAAGGAAAGGGCAAGAUGUGAAUAUGUCAUCUGGAACAAUGGUUGCUCUUGAUACCUCAGGGGAAUCCUUGAAAAUGGAUCACUGUAACCAUAACAUAUCCAAAAAUGAUGUCAAUGUGAGUCAUCGGUUUUCACGGAGACUAGCUGGUGUUGAACCUGUCAAGUUGGUUGACAAUGAUGUUGUCAAUGUGAGUCAUCGGUUUUCACGGAGACUGGCUGGUGUUGAACCUGUAAAGUUGGUUGACAAUGUGACUAAUGACCAGGCUCUUCUAGUUCCAAAAAGAAACUUGAGAAAAAACAGAACUACUCUAGGCGCUGAUAUGGAAAAUAAAUCAUCUCAGCAUUUCAAUGGUGUCCCGAAAAUUGAGCAACCAGAGGCAAUGGACACAAGCAACACUCUUUCUGAAGUAGUUUUCAAAGAUCAACCACGUCAACUAGAAAGAGAUAAAAUCGAAGACAAUAAGCCAGAAUUUCAUACCAACUCAAACAAAUCCAGUAAGAAGAAAGAGCCCAGCAUUCCUUGUCGGGCUUCAAAACGACUGGCUGGAUCUGAACACAGGCUGAUGAACUCCAUAUCCUGCGAAAUAGCUUCCAAAUGUAAAAGCACAAGGUCUAAAGAAGUCAUAGCUGAAUUGCAACAAAGUGAGGGUGGGCCAGUUACCAAGCUUACAGACCAUGCACCAUUACAUAGAGAGUCAGGAAAUAAAAGAAGAAAGUCUCCUAGAGUCAUACCUGCUGCAGACAAACAAGUGGAAAAACCUGAAGUGGAUGACGAGAAAUCAGAACCUCAACUUUCCUUUGCAUUCCACUACUCUUGGUCUGACCCAAGCUUGGAUUAUGCAAUCAAUACCCUCACGGGUGUGUUACCACCAGUUGAUAAUUCUGUUGAUAAUGGACCCUCUACAGUCCCUGAAACUGAUAUUCUAAAACCUGCAUUUGACAAUGUCACUGGAAGAAGCAGGGGCAGUCAAAACAAUUCAGUUUAUAAUGGACCCACUACCGUCCAUGAAACUGAUAUUGAAAAAACAUUGUUUGACAACGUUAGUAGAGGAAGCAAUGACAGUCAAAACAAUUUGCUUGACAAUGUUACAAAAAGCAGGGACAAAAAUCCACCGGUGCAGUCAAAAUCCAAGAGAAAGAAAGAGGUCAAAGUCCCUAUGCGGUUGUCAAAGCGACUUGCUGGCAUUGAACCGGAGGCAAGUCCUUCCGAUAAAGCUCUUGAGUAUUCGAGUAGAAAACCAUGCAAAGAAGAGCCCACUGCAACUGUACUUUUAACUAAUGGAGGAUCCAACCAUCUCUAUGUUGGAGAAGAAACCAAGCUUACUCGUCAUGUGUCUGACAGUUUGAAAACAGAAGUGCUAGGAGAAUCAUCAAGAAAGAGUGGUAAGUCGUAUGAUACCCAAACUGUUCACAAGGAACAACAAUUGGAGAGAGCUGAAGCUAAAAAUAUUAGUAAUGAUAGAUCAAAGUCAGAGCUCACCUUGCCAUUUGGUGAAUCCUGGUCAGAUCCAUGCCUAGAAUUUGCAUUCAAGACUCUCACUGGUGCUUUGCCGGUUGAUUCUUCUGCCGAGAUUUUUAAAGUUUCGACUCCUAGUGUUGGUGAACUGCCAAAUAAUAAGUUGUAUGGGAGAGUGACAACCAGCAUGGAUAAAAAAGUUCAUGACAAAACAAACCAAUCCCAAAACAACAAAGAGCGUAAUAUGAAUGAUCAGUCUUCAAAGAUACUGCUUGGGCAACCUGAGUUGAGGACUAGUUCCUUAUCCGGAAAAAAUAUGCCUAAAUUCACCAAUGGAGAAUCUCAUAGUCACAAAGGCAACAUAAUAAGGAAUCAGGAACCUGUGUUGAGGACUAGCUCCUCAUCUGGAAAAAGUGUGUCUGAAUUAACCACUCGAGAAUCUCACAAUCAUGAAGAGAACAUGAUGAGGAAUUUGUUUGGAGAACCUCUAUAUGUUGAAGAUGAAAACACAACCCAACUUCCGCAUCAUUCUAGAACUAAUGCAUACUCACAAAUACAUGAAGAGCCAUUUAAGAAAAAUGACCAGGUUGCUGAGGGUGAAUUUGGUACAUUGGAGAAACCACCGGGUUUUGAAACUAAAAUGUUUAAACAUGGCAACGGAGAAUCUCAUAGUCAUGAAGGCAACAACAUAAGGAAUCUGGAACCUGUGUUGAGGACUAGCUCCACAUCUGGAAAAAAUGUGUCAACCACUCGAGAAUCUCAUAAUCAUGAAGAGAACAUGAUGAUGAAUUUGUUUGGAGAACCUCUAUAUGUUGAAGAUGAAAACACAACCCAACUUCUGCACCAUUCUAGAACUAAUGCAUACUCACAAAUACAUGCAGAGCCUUUAAAGAAAAAUGACCAGGUUGCUGAGGGUGAAUUUGGUACACUGGAGAAACCACCGGGUUUUGAAACUAAAACGUUUAACCAUGGCAAUGGAGAAUCUCAUAGUCAUGAAGGCAACACCAUAAGGAAUCUGGAACCUGUGUUGAGGACUAGCUCCCCAUCUGGAAAAAAUGUGUCUAAAUUAGCUACUGGAGAAUUUCAUAGUCACGAAGACAACUUAAUGAUGAGUUUGUUUGGUGAACCUCUGUAUGUUGAAGAUGAAAACACAACCCAACUUCUGCAUCAUUCUAGAACUAAUGCAUACUCACAAAUACAUGAAGAGCCGGUAAAGAAAAAUGACCAGGUUGCUGAGGGUGAAUUUGGUACAUCGGAGCAACCACCGCCAUUUCAAACUGUAAUGUUAAACCACGACAAUACUGAGUUACAGUUCUGUGAAUCUUUUAUGAAUUCUUGGUCAGACCCAUGCUUAGAAUUUGCAUUUAAGACUCUUACAGGUGUGAUUCCAGUAGAGGAAAAUUUAGCAGUUCAAGGGGGUGUCCAGGAACCUGUUAACUGUCAUGAUGGAAGGGAUGGUGUAUCAGCGUUGCCAGAUUUUGGAUCUUCCAGUUUUUCACAAAGUGAUUUCUCAUUUCACUUUGACACAGGAGGGAAGUCCAUGCCAGGGCAGCAGUCAUCAAUGAGCUCUCCAUUCCCAUCUCUGAGCCUGCAAGGUUGUCCCGGAGUUGAUCCACAACGACAAUAUUCCCAGUUCAAUAAUAAUUUUCAAAGACGGUAAGCUCUUACCUUUGUUGCUGAACCCGGGAUAGCUGCCAUUAAUCUCUGAUUGUACUUUUAUAGACUACCAAAUCGUUUUCAUUAAGAAUCCUUUUGUUUCCUGGUAUUUGUGAAUACAUUCCGAAGAUAGGGUCUGGCUUGUUGUUUUGCAAUGUGUUAGGUAAGCAAAAUGCUUGAGGUUCAGGAGUCAGUCCUACUGUUGUAUACUAUGUUAUCUAACAACUAUAGUAUUAUGUAUAUCCAUUGUUAUUAAAUGGUUCAAGGUAGCAGUAUCCCCACCUGGAGGUGAUGUUGUGAUAGAAAAUAGACAUAAGCUUCAGGCCAUGCUUUCAAGAAAUGAUUAUACCAGCUCAUUUAACUGUUUUUAUUAGGACGACUAUUUGCAUGGCUCCCAAACAUUAUAUAAUUUGAGUCUUAAUGUGUUUAAUGAAGUAGCUGUUUUAA